ACCUCCCUUCCUGCCCUGGGUGUGGAGCGCCGGCCAGGUGUGGGCUUGGGUGGUUGGUUACCGCCUUUUGCACCAGCAGCAGCGGGGCGGGGGGGGUGGGCGCUCUUUCUUUUUCUCUUAGACGAGGGUUUAGCACAGGUUUUUUCGUUCUCACUUCCACCCCACCUAUCCGCCUCCCGACCCCCCUUCUCCCCCUCCCCACCUAUCGUCAUGACGGCCUCUCCGGAUUACUUGGUGGUGCUUUUUGGGAUCACUGCUGGGGCCACCGGGGCCAAGCUAGGCUCGGAUGAGAAGGAGCUGAUCCUGCUGUUCUGGAAAGUCGUGGAUCUGGCCAACAAGAAGGUGGGACAGUUGCACGAAGUACUAGUUAGACCGGAUCAGUUGGAACUGACGGACGACUGCAAAGAAGAAACUAAAAUAGACGUCGAAAGCCUGUCCUCGGCGUCGCAGCUGGACCAAGCCCUCCGACAGUUUAACCAGUCAGUGAGCAAUGAACUGAAUAUUGGAGUAGGUACUUCCUUCUGUCUCUGUACUGAUGGACAGCUUCAUAUCAGGCAAAUCCUGCAUCCUGAGGCUUCCAAGAAGAAUGUACUAUUACCUGAAUGCUUCUAUUCCUUUUUUGAUCUUCGAAAAGAAUUCAAGAAGUGUUGCCCUGGUUCACCUGAUAUUGACAAACUGGACGUUGCAGCAAUGACAGAGUAUUUAAAUUUUGGGAAGAAUAGUUCAGUCUCUCGAUACGGAGCCUCUCAAGUUGAAGAUAUGGGGAAUAUAAUUUUAGCAAUGAUUUCAGAGCCUUAUAAUCACAGGUUUUCAGACCCAGAGAGAGUGAAUUACAAAUUUGAAAGUGGGACUUGCAGCAAGAUGGAACUUAUUGAUGAUAACACCGUAGUCAGGGCGAGAGGUUUACCAUGGCAGUCUUCAGAUCAAGAUAUUGCAAGAUUCUUCAAAGGACUCAAUAUUGCCAAGGGAGGUGCAGCACUUUGUCUGAAUGCUCAGGGUCGAAGGAACGGAGAAGCUCUGGUUAGGUUUGUAAGUGAGGAGCACCGAGACCUUGCACUACAGAGGCACAAACAUCACAUGGGGACCCGCUAUAUUGAGGUUUACAAAGCAACAGGUGAAGAUUUUCUUAAAAUUGCUGGUGGUACUUCCAAUGAGGUAGCCCAGUUUCUCUCCAAGGAAAAUCAAGUCAUUGUCCGCAUGCGGGGGCUCCCUUUCACAGCCACAGCUGAAGAAGUGGUGGCCUUCUUUGGACAGCAUUGCCCUAUUACUGGGGGGAAGGAAGGCAUCCUCUUUGUCACCUACCCAGAUGGUAGGCCAACAGGGGAUGCUUUUGUCCUCUUUGCUUGUGAGGAAUAUGCACAGAACGCGUUGAGGAAGCAUAAAGACCUGUUGGGUAAAAGAUACAUUGAACUCUUCAGGAGCACAGCAGCUGAAGUUCAGCAGGUGCUGAAUCGAUUCUCCUCGGCCCCUCUCAUUCCACUUCCAACCCCUCCCAUUAUUCCAGUACUACCUCAGCAAUUUGUGCCCCCUACAAAUGUUAGAGACUGUAUACGUCUUCGAGGUCUUCCCUAUGCAGCCACAAUUGAGGACAUCCUGGAUUUCCUGGGGGAGUUCGCCACAGAUAUUCGUACUCAUGGGGUUCACAUGGUUUUGAAUCACCAGGGCCGCCCGUCAGGAGAUGCCUUUAUCCAGAUGAAGUCUGCGGACAGAGCAUUUAUGGCUGCACAGAAGUGUCAUAAAAAAACCAUGAAGGACAGAUAUGUUGAAGUCUUUCAGUGUUCAGCUGAGGAGAUGAACUUUGUGUUAAUGGGGGGCACUUUAAAUCGAAAUGGCUUAUCCCCACCGCCAUGUAAGUUACCAUGCCUGUCUCCUCCCUCCUACACAUUUCCAGCUCCUGCUGCAGUUAUUCCUACAGAAGCUAUUUAUCAACCCUCUGUGAUUCUGAAUCCACGAGCACUGCAGCCCUCCACAGCGUACUACCCAGCAGGCACUCAGCUCUUCAUGAACUACACAGCGUACUAUCCCAGCCCCCCAGGUUCGCCUAAUAGUCUUGGCUACUUCCCUACAGCUGCUAAUCUUAGCGGUGUCCCUCCACAGCCUGGCACGGUGGUCAGAAUGCAGGGCCUGGCCUACAAUACUGGAGUUAAGGAAAUUCUUAACUUCUUCCAAGGUUACCAGUAUGCAACCGAGGAUGGACUUAUACACACAAAUGACCAGGCCAGGACUCUACCCAAAGAAUGGGUUUGUAUUUAAGGGCCCCAGCAGUUAGACCAUCCUCAGAAAAGAAGUGUUUGAAAGAUGUAUGGGGAUCUUGAAACUGCCAGAUGCAAGAAAACUUCUAGCAAAUUCAGGGGAAGUUUGUCUACACUCAGGCUGCAGUAUUUUCAGCAAACUUGAUUGGACGAGCAGGCCUGUGCCUUAUCUUUUGGUGGAGUGAAAAAAUUUGAACCAGUGAAGCCAAAUCCUUACAGCAAACAGCAUGCAGCAUACCUGGCUCUUUGCCGAUUGCAAAUAGGCAUUUAAAAUGUGAAUUUGAAAUCAGACGUCUCUAUUAUUUCCAGCUAAAGUGGCAUCGUAGGUGUUUCCUAAGUUUUAAGUCUUGGAUAAAAACUCCACCAGUGUCAACCAUCUCCACCAUGAACUCUGUUAAGGAAGCUUUUGUAUAUUCCCACUCCUUUCUCUCUAUUUUCCUGUCUUCUGCAUAAUCAUGCCCUCUUGCUAAGUAAUUCAAGCAUAAGGUCUUGGAAUACUAAAAUCAUAAGCUUAGGAAAAAGAGUAAAAUUGUUAUUUUCUAAGUCUUUUGGCCAUGAUGAUCUUAUAGUUAAAUAAUUUUAAAACACCUUAAGAUACUUUAGAAAAAAUGGUGCACCCUCCACAAAACACAGUUUAAAAGUGUGGAUCUUUUUCUCAGCAGGUAUCAGUUGUAAAUAAUGAACUAGGGGCCAAAAUGCAAAACCAAAAAUGAAGCAGCUACAUGUGUUUAGUAAUUUCUAGUUUGAACUGUAACUGAAUAUUGUGGCUUCAUAUGCAUUAUUUUAUAUUGUACUUUUGUCAUUGAUGGUUUGGACUUUAAUAAGAGAAAUUCCAUAGUUUUUAAUAUCACAGAAGUGAGACUAUGUGAACCGUGUAUUCUAGAAAACAGUAUACUAACUGAACAGAAGUGAAUGCUUGUAUAUAUUAUGAGAGCCUUAAAUCUUUUUCUCUAAUGCCUUAACUGUCAAAUAAUUAUAACCUUUUAAAGCAUAGGACUAUAGUCAGCAUGCUAGACUGAGAGGUAAACACUGAUGCAGUUAGAACAAGUACUAAUGCUGUCAGUGUUUAACACUGUGUUUAGCUGUGUUUAUGCUACAAAAGUGCAAUAUUAGACACUAGCUAGCUAGUACUGCUGCCUCAUGUAACUCCAAAGAAAACAGGAUUUCAUUAAGUGCAUUGAAUGUGGAUAUUUCUUUAAGUUACUUAUAUUGUCCUUUGCUUGAAUGCAAUGCCAUAGAGAUUUAUGUGGCUGCUAUUUUUAUUUUCUUUGCAUUACUUUGAGUAACACCUUAAAGGGAGAAGCAAACAUUUCCCUCUUCAGCUGACUGGCAAUGGCCCUUUAACUGCAAUAGGAAAAAAAAAAAAAAAGGUUUAUGUGAAAAUUGGUGAUAACUGGCACUUAAGAUCGAAAAGAAAUUUCUGUAUACUUGAUGCCUUAAGACAUUGUGUGUCCAAAGCUCUGAAAGACUUAAGAUAGGCAGUAAUGCUUACUACAUUACUACUGAGUUUUUGUAGAGUUAACAUUUGAUAAUAAAACAUGCCUGUUUAAUCUCAA
Messenger RNA from Saimiri boliviensis boliviensis (Bolivian squirrel monkey), 3808 nucleotides. RefSeq names its product epithelial splicing regulatory protein 1 (gene ESRP1). Lineage: Eukaryota; Metazoa; Chordata; Mammalia; Primates; Cebidae. The record is from RefSeq and is a predicted model, not a curated record. Gene Ontology annotation, molecular function: RNA binding.